This is a messenger RNA of Lathyrus sativus (Indian pea), 1944 nucleotides long. The record is from the annotation of a GenBank genome assembly. NCBI's taxonomy places the organism in Eukaryota, Viridiplantae, Streptophyta, Magnoliopsida, Fabales, Fabaceae.
AUGCGACCACAACUCAACCUCCUAGUUACGUUAAUCACCCUGUUCCACUCAUGGAACAGCUUCCUUGUCACACAAGCUGAUCCUCAAACACGUUUAAUCAACAAAGGUUGUAGCCAAUACAACGCAACCAACUUGUCCAAUUUCUACCAAAAUCUAAACGCAACUUUAUCAGACUUGAACUCACAGGUGGGGAAUGAAAACAAGCAUUUUGCGACGGCACAAUCCGCCAAAGGAGCAAACCCUGUUUAUGCUUUCUUUCAGUGCAGGAAUUACCUCUCUGAUUCUGAUUGCGCCGCUUGCUUCACCGUCGCCGCCGCACAAAUCCGUAAUUGCUCUGCUGGUUCAAACGGUGCUCGUGUUAUUUACGAUGGUUGCUUCCUUAGGUACGAGAGCAAUGGAUUCUUCGACCAAACAACUCUUCCUGGAAACAGUAUGAUUUGUGGAACUCAAACAGCAAAUGGAGCAGCUGCUUUUACUGCAGCUGCACAACAAGUCCUACUGAAUCUACAGACAGCCACACCCAAAAUUCCUGGUUUCUUUGCUGCUACAAAGACACCUGUUUCUGGAACUGGAAAUGAAAUAUAUGCCAUUGCACAAUGUGCUGAAUCAGUUACUCAAAGUGGCUGUUUAGAUUGCUUGACAGUUGGAUUCAACAACAUACAGAGCUGUUUUCCUAAUACAGAUGGUAGAGCAUUUGAUGCUGGUUGUUUUAUGAGAUACUCAGAAACAUCUUUCUUUGCUGAUAACCAGACCACUGAUAUUACACCCUUUCUAAAACAAGGUUCAAGUAAUAAAGGAGCGAUUAUUGGUGGUAUUGUUGGAGGUGUAGCCCUUAUUGUGAUCAUCCUCAUUGCACUAUUUGUUUGGCUUAGGCUCUACAAGAAACCCAAGAGACAUCAUAGAGGUGACAUAUUAGGAGCAACUGAGUUGAAAGGUCCACUUACUUACCGAUAUAACGAUUUGAAGUCCGCAACGAAAAAUUUUAACGACGAAAAUAAACUAGGAGAAGGAGGUUUUGGAGAUGUAUACAAGGGAACUCUGAAAAAUGGUAAAGUAGUUGCUGUCAAGAAAUUGAUUUUAGGUCAUUCCGGGAAGAUGGAUGAACAAUUUGAAAGUGAAGUGAAGCUCAUAAGUAAUGUUCAUCACAGGAAUUUAGUUCGACUUCUCGGAUGUUGUAGUAAAGGCCAAGAAAGAAUCCUUGUUUAUGAGUACAUGGCAAACAACAGCCUUGACAGAUUCUUGUUUGGUGAAAAGAAGGGUUCCCUUAAUUGGAUUCAAAGGUAUGAUAUAAUUUUAGGCACAGCAAGAGGUUUGGCCUAUCUGCAUGAAGAUUUCCAUGUUUGCAUCAUACAUAGAGAUAUAAAGACUAACAACAUCCUCUUGGAUGAUGAUCUUCAACCUAAAAUUGCUGAUUUCGGUUUGGCAAGGCUUUUACCAGAAGAUCAAUCUCAUCUUAGCACAAGAUUUGCAGGAACAUUGGGAUACACUGCACCAGAAUACGCGAUCCACGGUCAGUUAUCAGUGAAGGCGGAUACGUACAGUUUUGGUGUUGUAGUCCUAGAAAUCAUAAGUGGUCAAAAGAGUAGUGAGAUAAGGGAUGAUGCUGAUGGUGAAUUCCUCCUUCAAAAGGCUUGGAAACUAUAUGAGGAAGAAAGACACUUGGAGUUAGUUGACAAGACAUUGAACACUAGUGACUAUGAUGCACAAGAAGUGAAGAAAGUUAUAGAGAUUGCAUUACUUUGCACUCAAGGAACAGCUGCUACAAGACCAACUAUGUCUGAAAUAGUAGUUCUACUCAAAAGCAAGAACUUUGUGGAGCAUAUGAAACCAACCAUGCCUGUCUUUGUUAACACAAACUUAAGACCUCGGACAGAUACCUCUACCUCAACUACUUCUUCAAAAUCUAAUGCUACUGUUUCCACUUCUAUAUUAUCAGCUAGAUGA